CCCUCUCUCUCUCUCUCUCUCUCUCUCUCUCUCUCUGUUUGUGGAAAUAUUUCUCCCUCUUCUUGUUGCCAUUAUCUGUGAACACAUAAGUUUUGGCUAGUGUACAGUUCAAAUGGCAAGCUCUCAAGCAUAUUUGCUGGGCCUACUUAUCUUGAUAUGCUCAACAUCGAUAGGAACUGCAAAGCAUAUGAAGUAUAAAAAUUCUACAUUGCCUGUGGAAAUUCGAGUAAAUGAUUUGUUGAAACGUAUGACUCUUGCUGAAAAGAUUGGUCAGAUGACACAGAUUGAACGAAAAGAUGCAUCAGCAGAUGUGAUGAAAAACUACUUUAUAGGUAGCUUGUUAAGUGGAGGGGGCAGUGUUCCUAAACCUCAGGCAUCUGCUGAGGAUUGGGUGGAUAUGAUCAAUGAUUUCCAGAACGGAUGCCUCGCAACACGCUUGGGAAUUCCGAUGAUCUAUGGCAUUGAUGCAGUUCAUGGCCAUAAUAAUGUCUAUGGCUCGACCAUAUUCCCUCAAAAUAUUGGUCUUGGAGCUACAAGGGAUCCUGAUCUUGUGAAGAGGAUUGGCGCUGCAACUGCACUUGAAGUCAGGGCAACUGGCAUUCCUUAUACUUUUGCCCCAUGUAUUGCGGUUUGUAGAGAUCCUAGGUGGGGACGUUGUUAUGAAAGCUACAGUGAAGAUCAGAAGAUUGUUCAGGCAAUGACAGAGAUCAUCCCUGGUUUGCAGGGAGAUGUUCCUGCAAACUACCAAAAAUCCUAUCCUUAUGUUGCUGGAAAGAACAAUGUUGCUGCGUGCGCAAAGCAUUUUGUCGGUGAUGGAGGAACACACAAUGGAAUCAAUGAGAACAAUACAAUAAUCGAUUACCAUGGACUGAUGGGCAUUCAUAUGCCUGCGUACUAUGAUGCUGUCUACAAGGGUGUAUCAACUGUCAUGGUUUCUUACUCCAGUUGGAAUGGUGUUAAAAUGCAUGCUGACCGUAAACUAGUCACUGGCUUUCUGAAGAACAAGCUUCAGUUCAAGGGCUUUGUGAUCUCUGAUUGGCAAGGUAUCGAUAGAAUUACUAGUCCUCCCGGUGCAAAUUACACUUACUCUGUCCAAGCAGGAGUUAGUGCCGGUAUUGACAUGAUUAUGGUUCCAGAAAACUAUGUCGAAUUUAUAAAUGAUUUGACCUUACUCGUCAAUAAGAAAGUGAUCCCUAUGAGCCGAAUUAACGAUGCAGUAAGAAGGAUUCUUCGGGUAAAAUUCAUUAUGGGUCUGUUUGAGAAACCUUUGGCUGAUCUAAGCUUAGCUGAUCAACUUGGUAAGAAGGAGCACCGGGAAUUAGCACGAGAAGCUGUUAGAAAAUCGCUCGUGUUGUUGAAAAAUGGAAAAUCCAAGAACAUGCCCCUGCUACCUCUGUCUAAGAAAGUAUCAAAGAUCCUCGUUGCAGGAAUCCAUGCUAAUAACUUGGGCUAUCAGUGUGGUGGAUGGACAAUUGAAUGGCAAGGAGCUAGUGGCAAUAUCACAAUUGGCACUACCAUCCUUGAUGCCAUCAAAGCCACUAUCAACCCCACAACCAAUGUAGUAUACUCUGAAAAUCCUGACGCAAACUUCAUCAAAGGAAACAAUUUCUCAUAUGCUGUUGUUGUUGUUGGUGAACCCCCAUAUGCUGAAACUAAUGGAGAUAGUUCCAACCUUAAAAUUAGCGAUCCCGGUGCAAGCACAAUACAAACUGUUUGUGGUGCUGUCAAGUGUGUUGUAGUCAUUGUCUCUGGCAGGCCUGUUGUGAUUCAGCCCUACAUUUCAUCCAUCGAUGCUCUUAUUGCUGCAUGGUUGCCUGGUACAGAAGGCCAAGGUGUUGCUGAUGUAUUGUUUGGUGACUAUGGAUUCACUGGUAAGCUCCCGCGCACCUGGUUCAAGUCUGUUGAUCAGCUCCCUAUGAACAUUGGUGAUAAACAUUAUGAUCCUUUGUUCCCCUUAGGAUUUGGCUUGACAACAAAACCUGCAAGCAAAAGUUAGUGCUGAUAGAAAAUGACUGUGCAGAGUUGUUCUUGGUUUUCCUUCUUUCUUAUGUCUUUCAUGUUAGGCUCUUAAAUGUGUUGAAUGGUGAUCAAUUUGUUUAUUUAUUUAUUUUUGUUUUCUGAUUUGAUUUUUUAUGAAGAAGUUAGUGCUGAUAGAAAAUGACUGUGCAGAGUUGUUCUUGGUUUUCCUUCUUAUGUCUUUCAUGUUAGGCUCUUAAAUGUGUUGAAUGGUGAUCAAUUUGUUUAUUUAUUUAUUUUUGUUUUCUGAU
Messenger RNA from Dioscorea cayenensis subsp. rotundata (Guinea yam), 2267 nucleotides. Its product is annotated as beta-glucosidase BoGH3B-like. Gene Ontology annotation, biological process: glucan catabolic process. Lineage: Eukaryota; Viridiplantae; Streptophyta; Magnoliopsida; Dioscoreales; Dioscoreaceae. Gene Ontology annotation, molecular function: beta-glucosidase activity. Bases 113 to 1996 code for a protein of 627 amino acids. The transcript is spliced from 10 exons. The record is from RefSeq and is a predicted model, not a curated record.